GCUCGAUUAGGGUUUUGCCACAGCCUAAUUGCCUGGGCCUCUUAAAUUUAUACUACCAGGAUGCCUAUUGCCUGAUCAACAAAUGGACCCCUGAAUUAUUAGGAUUUCCCAAUUAGGCCCCCAAACAAAACCAUUAUUAUUAUUAUUAUUAUUAUUAUUAUUAUUAUUAUUAUUAUUAUUAUUAUUAUUAUUAUUAUUAUCCUAUAGUGGAAAACAGAAUAUUAUUAUUAUUAUUAUUAUUCUGAAACUGAAGAGUUUUACAUAGACACAUAACUUGCAAGAAAAGGAAUUACAAUCCUGAACUACAAAGGAAAAUUAAUACUACUAAUUAUCGAAGAAGAAAAAAAACUAAUACUACUCGGAAACCAACUCCCAGUCACCAAAGCAACUUCUCUAACGUGGAAUCAUGGAUUACUGGAUGAAGCGAGAGUCGGGCUUCGGAAUGUGGCCCGACAGUUAUGGCUCGGUCGGUGAAUUGGGAUCUCCUCAUCAUCCCCUAAAAGGUUGACCUUAUUUUCAAGGUCAACGUCUGGGAAACAUUUUAUCUGCACCAGUUAUAGUUACAGAGUGGUAAAAUGUUAUAUUUGGUUUAGAUGUAUAUUUUGUUGUGCCUGUAAAUGUGGAUUCCCUAAAUAAAUGCAUGUUGUGUCUAUCUAUCAAGCUGCGACUUUGUCCGUCCUCCUGCUUCAAAGUUAAGACUUUCGUUUUACAGUUGUUCAUAGCUAUAUUAAUCUCCUAUUUGUGUGGUGUGUUUGCAUAUCAAAUUCAGUGAGUUUGUUGCGAGACGGUCGAGGUGAAAUUUUUGCACUAUUGAAUCUCUUGUUCCAAAAAAUUUGUGUAAGAUAAAAUAGUAAUCUUAACACUUGUGUAUGGUUAUACUAACUUCAAUAUCACUCCAUUUGGGAUCUUUUUCUCUCUCUAUGAGUAAGAGACAUUGUGUUCUUACUACGCCUCAAAACCUAGAGGACCUAGAAACAUUUCAAGGUUGAAGAAUUAGACGAUGAGUUGUGGUUAUGGGUGAUAUGUCACUCAAACCUAGAGCUAGCCAAGUCUCCCUGAAAUACGUCAAGGCAUGUGAGGUAACUGGACGUCUAGAGUAAAGCAAUAUUUCGGUGUUUUGUUUGAAAGGAAAGUCUAUUUUUCAAGAGAAGGAAAUACGGUCGAAACGUAGCAUGUAAUCAAUGUAGUCAAAAUCCCGAUUUUAAUCUUAAAAUCUUACGAUUUUACGAUCUUACCUAUGGGUUCCGAUCCUGAUUUUACUGUAAAAUCUUUGAACCUUAAAAUCCCAUAAAAUCCCGAUUUAAAACUCUAAAAUCCAUAAAAUCUACGAUUUCUACGAUUUUGUACGAUUUCAAGGUUCGUAUCAAUUGGAUCAAAAUUAGGCCGGUCAAGUUGGGUUAUGCCCAUGAACCGAGUCAAAUUUACUUUCCCCAACCCAACAUAAUGAACAACACAACCCCAACCUGAUAGUUAACCCUCAAUUUAUUUUCAUUCUCUUCCUCGUAUCUUCCUCUUUCGCACGUUGGCGCCCAACUCCUUCCAUCAACGAUAUCUUCCACCCUCCCAAUUAGCUUGUAGUUUGUUCCCACCACCCUCACAAUAAUCCAAAUCUCCAUUACAUUGCAAGCUUUUGUUCAUCUCCCAAUCCUUCAGCACCACUAACCCUACCUUUUAUCAAUUAAGAAGGGAAUGCAUCAAUCAAUGAGUUAUGUUUUCCAGAUGAUGGUAAUCAAGGAAAUAUGGUUAAUGGUGAAAGUACUUCAAGUGAUCAUAAGAGUAAUGAUAUUAGUCCUUAAACAAAUAAAAACGAUGAGAGUGAGGGUGAGGUUGAGGAUGAUGACGAUGACGAUGAUGUGUAAGUGAUGUUAAUGUUGAUCCUAACGAUCUUAUGUGAUUUUCUACUCUUAACAAUUAAUUAACAGUGAUAUCUAUAAUGUUUCAGGUUUCUUAUUUGUGUGUUUCUAUUAUGUACAAGAAAAAUAUAUGGAUUAGUUGUGUUUGUUUAGCAAACAAACUUAUCUUGGGAAGUAAUUAUGCUUUAUGUGGUUGAUUGUUAUUCAAGAUAUGCAUUAUUAUUACUAUCUAGUGUUUUAAGUAUUUAUUUUAAUAUGAACCUUAAAAUCUUACGAUUUUACGAUUUUAAUCUACGAUUUCGAUUCUACCUCAGUUUUCGAUUUUACUUAAAAUCUAGAUUUUGACUGCAUUGCAUGUAAUUAGAUAUCUAUGGUAAAACGCUAAUUUGGUGUUUUGUUUGAAAGAAAAUUCUAUUUUUCAAGUUGACAGGACAACAACAGGAACCAAGAUAUAGCUAACAAUUCUCGGAACAUAUGUUAAAUCCUCAUGGGCAAGGGAAGAACCGGAAAAGAAAAGAAAAAAACCCUCUCACAAAUACUCUUCUAAGUUCUUCAGAAAACUAACAAAAACCUUGAUGCACUCUAGACUAAGAUGUAUCUCUACUGAGUAGAUCGGAUCACGGCAUGGUGAUAUUGUGCUUGUCGAGAGAUGCAAUCUCAUCUCCAUCGAAUCUCGGCUCAGUAUUCCCAACAACACCGAGGCUCCUCAAUAGUUCUUCCCAUUUCUUUGCUAGCCCCUGCAUCCCAUCUUUCAUGUCACCUUCCCUCGACAUAUUACAACGAGUAUUCAGUAAAAUCAGUUGGAUGUUUAAUGCACUACCUUCAACGAGAGAUCUUGAGCCAUGCAGUUCUGGAUCAUUUCAGACAGUGCAGGAGUACCAUAGGUUGCAACUGCCUUCUCGACUCCUCUAGCCACCGCCGCUCACAUCCACUGGAUCAACUUCAUCGCACUGCAGCAACAUUUUCGUACAUUCCCUAUGUUUGGCCCGACAUUUAGAAGUGUUUUUCGGCUUUAAAAGCUGAAGUAGGGCCAAACACCUGUAAAAGUUUGGCUUUUGAAAAACCGAAAAGCGCUUUUGUAUAACAAAAAAGCAAAAGCUCCGAUGUGGAGCUUUUGCGAAAAGCUGUUUUGAAAAUACAAGAUUAUCCUUAAUAUAUUUUAAUUUUAUUUCAGAAAAUAUAAUUUUGCUUCAUUUAUAUCAUUUUAAAAAUAAUAUAAAUUAUAAAAUCAUGUUAUUUAAUAUAAAAUAAAUCUAACAAGAUCCAUUUUGACUACUUUUUAUUGUUUAGAAUUUUUAUUUAUAUUUUAUUAUUUUGGGAGUGACAUAUGAAAUGGAACGGGUCGUCCUGGUAAUCCACCCAACCCGAUCCAGAAACUCACAAGUUAAUCAAAUUAAGGUCAUUGAAGCUAUGAAAAUUCUAUUUUUCGGAUGGGUUGGGGUCGGAUCAUAAUUUGCUAGGCAUAUACAUCGACGUCGCUAUUUAGUACUUAACCGUUAAUUUUUAUCAGCGAGAUGAACGAAGGCGAAAUGUGCGGAGAAGUGGGAACGAAGGCUCCGCCGCCGUAACCGCUCCGCCGGCCCGACUAUAGUGUUGUUUACUGCUUCUACUGAUCGGCGGAGCAAAACCGCCCCCAAAGCGAGUCCGCGAGUCCAAAGUCCAAACAGUUUCCUCUCCGAGUCUUCUUUCUCUCUCUGUCAUCAUUCCUUUCCUUAAAUUACUGUUUCCCUUCCCAUUCCGCGCUGACCAUCUUUCUUCUCCCAUCGCCAUUCCAAUUUUGAAACAGAUCUCUCUCUCGUCUCUUCUGCCGCCUACCUCAACUGCAUCAAUGGAUCUCUCAAUUGCGUUGCCAUUCCCCUCCAUUACCACCAAACCCUUUCCUUCCCAUCUUCUUCUUUCCCGCCCUCUCUUCCCCAGCUCUUCGCCCGGAAGAUCCUUGCUCUCUACUCGAAACCCCUCUUCUUCCCGCCACAAUCACCGCACUCCUCGACAACGACUCCGCCGCCGUGUUUCCGCAGCCGUCGACGACGACGAUGGCGGCUUCGUCCUCGAAGAUGUCCCUCACCUGUCCGAUUUCCUCCCCAAUCUCCCCGUAUUGAUUCUCCUCCCUCUUCUCUUCUCGUCCUCCUAAUCGUAUAGUUGGUUCAAGAUAGUGAUCUCUGGUUCCCCCUUUCCUUGCUUCUUCAGCUGUAUCCCAAUCCCUUGGAGAAGAGCCAAGUUUAUGCCAUUGUCAAGUAUGUAGUCUCUCUACUUUGCCUUCCUCAUUUUCACAACCUGAGCUUCUUUGUUUGUGAUCAAUGUUUACUUCCCUUAGGCAAACCUUCGUCGGCCAGGAAGAUGCGGUGGCGCAGCAGGUAUGCUAUCUUGUACAUUUCAUUCCCGCGUCUCCGCCUAAAAUGUGUUAGUUACCGUCUUUUUGGUGCUCCCAGGUCGUUGUUCAUAAAGGCAGCCCCCGAGGAGUACACUUCCGGCGAGCCGGCCCUCGAGAAAAGGUGUUUAUCCUACUCUAGCCUUAUCUUUUCCCACCCCCCCCCCCCCCCCCCCCCCCCCCCCGGCGACGAUGAAUGAACAAGAAAUCAAGAGAAUGAUCAAUUGAGUAUUUCUUAGGUGUACUUUAAGCCUGACGAGGUUCGGGCUUGCGUAGUCACAUGUGGAGGGUUGUGCCCAGGGAUCAAUACAGUCAUCCGGGAGAUAGUUUGUGGGUUGAACUACAUGUAUGGUGUGGAUGACAUUCUUGGUAUCGUGGUGAGUGAGCUCUUUUUGAGUAUCAGAGUUUCCCUCUUGUUUCUUUCCUUUUCUCUGGGAAAAUUUGAUUGGUGUGAUUUGCAGGGAGGGUAUAGAGGCUUCUACUCUAAGAACACUGUGAAGCUGACCCCUAAAGUUGUGAACGAUAUCCAUAAACGUGGCGGCACUACCCUUUUGACAUCUAGGGGAGGUCAUGAUACGGUUAAGAUAGUUGACAGCAUUCAGGACAGGGGAAUUAAUCAGGUCAGUUGUUGAUCUUUUCUGUAUGAUAAAGCACACUCACACACACACAACGGGCACGAGAAUACUAGGCCAGGACGUAGAAAGAGUGGCGAGUUUAAAGUUUUGACAUUUCUUUGAUCUUAGGUGUACAUAAUUGGAGGUGAUGGGACCCAGAAAGGAGCAGCUCUAAUUCAUGAGGUUGGUGUAGACUCUUUGAAGUGUUUCGUUUGUUUGUUAGCAUGGUGAAGUUUUGCAGUUUUGACAGUGUGCCACACUUUCCAUUUCCUUGUGCUGACUUGCCUUUGUGAUGGUACUAAAGGAAGUUGAGAAACGUGGUAUGAAAGUAGCAGUUGCUGGGAUUCCCAAGACCAUUGACAAUGACAUAGCUGUAAGUUCUGUAAACCUGCGUUUGGAUUUAAUUAUACUUGAAAGCCAAUUUCAUAUGUUGUUUGGUGCUAUACUUCCCUAGUCACAUUAGUCAUCCUGGGAUACAUAUCCAUGCCAGUAAAUGAAUACAAAAUGUGUAAUAGUGGAUCAGGUGAAAGAAUUUUUACAAUGGAUCGAGUUUGAGCAGAAUUUUGACUCUGAGGACCGUUAGAAUGUUUGUGUUAGAACCUCGGCACACUGUUAUAAUAACCGAAACUGUGUUCUUGGAAGUAGACUGAGCACUGGAAGGAUGAUGAUUCUGUCUGUUUAAUUGUCUGCCUCGUGUCCAAAAUAUUUUUAAACUACAUUGAGAACUUGGAAUGUAAUGGCUAAUUAUAUUUUCUGCACAUAGUAUCAAAGUAUUUAGGCGGGUUCCAUUUUUGUAUGAUUGUGACAGCCAUGAACGUCUAUAUCUUGGUUCUCUGGGGAAAUACUUAAUAUGUCUUUCACUUAUACUACUGAAUGUCAAGUUUGAGUAAUAGUUGAAGAGUGAUGAAAUUGAGAGUUUUGCAUUUACGUUUGCUUGGAGACAGAUGAAUCUUAGAUAUAUUUUUUUUUUCUUUGCUUUGAAGAGGAACCUGUUAGACAUUGUCAAGCAAUGAGUUCCAACAAGAAUAUGAUGUUUUCAAUGCUCAUUUUAGGAGAUAGACAAAUCGUUUGGGUUUGAUACUGCUGUUGAAGAAGCUCAGAGAGCAAUUAAUGCUGCACAUGUAGAGGUUGAGUGUGUGGAAAACGGAGUUGGAGUAGUCAAGCUGAUGGGACGAUGUAGUGGUGAGUUCUCAACAUUUGACUAUAGGCUUUUUAAACUUCAGUGUCUGAUUUUAUACUUUUGUGUAUAUAUCAUCACGAAGCAAAUGUGUUGCCAAAGGGAGCGGAGCCUGACCCUAUGCCUGUUCCUAGUGUUUGGUGAAUGCUCCAGGAUUGUUGCUUGAUUCCAGAAUCUCCAUUUUAUCUGGAAGGUCAAGGCGGGCUGUUCCAAUUCAUUGAAAGCCGGAUGAAAGAAAAUGGGCAUGUGGUUAUUGUGAUAGCUGAAGGAGCAGGGCAGGAAUUUGUUGCUCAGAGCAUCCAUGACGUCAAUCAGAAAGAUGCAUCAGGAAACAGGCUACUUCUUGCUGUUGGUCUCUGGUUGUCUCAUAAGAUUAAGGUUUGGAGCACAAGCUUUAUCUCCUUCAUUGCAAUUGGUCUUUCGUAAUAUUUGUGGUUUCCUUAACUUUUGGUUGGCAUGAGUUGCCUUCUUAUUAUCAUAAAGACUUGUAAUAAUCCAAUGGCAGGAUCACUUCAUACAAGUUCGGGAGAUGGAUGUAAAUAUGAAAUACAUAGGUAUGCUUCGAUUUCAGUGGAUUAUUGCGUGUUGCACUUGAAUACUUACCAAGUCCUGAUAUAUGGUAGCAAGUUGUGCAAAUCUCAAUUCUUGAAACACCCUUGCUAAUAUAUUUUAUAAGGAUAAUCUCACUCUUCUCCCAUAGUCACUCUAUCUGUCUUUGAGUGAGGCCAUAUGAAUAAAUAAAUAUGAAUGGUUGAUAAGUCUGCAUACAGUGCAUCCUGAAACAUUGUUGGGGUUAAGACGUGCUGAGCUUUUCUGUUUUCUCCAGUCUCUGUUAAGCUUUUCACCUUGUUUUUGUCCUGUCAUGCAAAAAGAGAAGAGGUUUAUCCCAUUUAUCUACCUGUUGUGAUGAUAUAGAUCCAACAUACAUGAUACGGGCUAUUCCAAGUAACGCAUCAGACAACAUAUACUGCACUCUUCUUGCACAAAGUGCUGUACAUGGGGCGAUGGCUGGGUACACAGGCUUCACAGUUGGACCAGUUAAUGGCAAACACGCCUACAUACCCAUUGCUGUAAGUAACUCCAUCUCGUGCGCUUUUGCUGGCAAAGAAAAUCUUAGACUAUGACAUGGGAGACUGUUUCGCUGCUGUUAAUAAAAGUCUGUUGAGAUAAAUGUUGUGAUAAUCAGUACUGAGUUUGUGAUUAUGGUGGAUGGAUUGCAGCGGGUCACAGAGACACAGAACACAGUGAGAUUGACGGACAGGAUGUGGGCUAGGCUUCUUUCCUCAACAAACCAGCCAAGUUUCU
Messenger RNA from Linum trigynum, 7317 nucleotides. The record is from the annotation of a GenBank genome assembly. NCBI's taxonomy places the organism in Eukaryota, Viridiplantae, Streptophyta, Magnoliopsida, Malpighiales, Linaceae.